Condylostylus longicornis is the source of this 2149-nucleotide messenger RNA. RefSeq names its product serine/arginine repetitive matrix protein 2-like. The coding region runs from base 441 to 2129 and encodes 562 amino acids. The record is from RefSeq and is a predicted model, not a curated record. Lineage: Eukaryota; Metazoa; Arthropoda; Insecta; Diptera; Dolichopodidae. The transcript has 6 exons.
UUAUUUAUUUUUUAAUAAACGCCGCCAAAAAUUCUUAAUUAAUUUAUUUAAUUAUAAAAAGGAUAAAUCUUAUAUAUUUUUAAAUUUUUUUUUGUUUUACUUGCUAAUACUGGGUUUUUAAUAAAGAAAAUAAAACGGACACUUUAAACGCAAUAGAAACAAUUUAAAUAUAAUUUAAUUUUUAAUUAAAUCAACCAUAUUUUUAAUUAAUUAAUUAAGCAGUAAUAAUCGUAAUAAUUAAAACUAAAGCAACAACAAUUGUAAACAAAAAUAAUAGUAUAACAGUUCAGCAGGAAAAAAACAAAAUCAAACAUAAUAUUUAUUUAAGAAAGCCUCCGUUUUUGCUUUUGAUUCUUUUGAUUCGAAAAAAAAAAAAAAAAUUAUUUGUGAAUUGCGACAAGAAGAUUUUAAAGUAAACAGAAAAACAUCAGAUAUGAAAAAUGGCAAAACUUCGGCAGUACAGGUCAAUGGACGUCCAACCAACAACAACCAAUAUACGAAAAAAGUUAGGAAAACAGGAUAAAAAUUUAAAAAUUUCCAGGACAAUGACGUCAAUAUGCUUUGUUUGCAAUUUACCAAUAAUGUCCCAUCAAGUUGGAUUAGUUUGGCAAGGUGGAAAUGGUUGGGAUGAUCUUGUCAGAGAACAGCUGGAAGAGUCAACUAUCCGGCAACGUUUAGGAGGUAGAAGAGAUUCUGCUGCACAAAUAAUUACUCCUCCUAGUACAUCUCCACCUCCAGGUGCAACAAGACGCAGGAGAAGCUCCCUAGCACAAUUAACUGAUAUUUUGAGAGAAUGGAGCGGUGGUGGCUCGAAACGAAAUAAACCACCUUUAAAUCGUCGUGAAACUUUAGCAGAUUUAGCAAGAAGUUUACCAUGGGCAAAAUCAACAGCAGAUGCUGGCACUGGUACUACUUCAACAGUUGCAGCUCCAACAAAAAAGAGACGAGAAUCAAGUUGUGACUCUGGUAUUAGAAGUAUGAAGUCUCGACGUGAGUCUCAUACUUCAGAAUUUGCAAGACAAUGGAAUCGUAGAGAAUCAACUAGUCCUGCUGAAAGAGACCGUGAGGAAACUAGUACAUCAGCUGAAUGUACAAGAAAUGGGUCACGCCGAGGUUCUGGAGAUAGUUAUCGUUCCGGUCGGCGGGAUUCAAUAGCUGGUCGUCCAACAACUCCUCCACCACCAAAAAUGGUGAAUGCAGCAACAAAAAAGCGACGAGAUUCACUUGCAGCUCCAGAUUUUCCAAAUUUUCGUACUGAACAACGUCCAUCUACUAGUUCUACAGCAUCUGAUUCAAAUCCUGUUAUACCGAUUUCUGCAUCAGCACAAAUAGAUUCAGCUUGUCAAGCUUUACCCCCACCGACAAUAAUUACUAGUUCUGUAACACCACCUGCAACUAGCCCAACUGCACCAAAGGCUCGACGAGAUUCAACAACUCAAUGUGGGCGUUUAAAUCGUCGUGACUCAAAAGUUGUAAGUCCUGAAAAAACACCGCGUCUGCAAAGAUUACAACGCCAAGCAACAGCAUACGAUGAAUCAUGUUUUCCCGGUGGUAAUGGUAGACGUGGUAGUCAGCCAGCAUUAAGUCCAGAUCCACCAGAAGAUUUUGAAAGAAAAGCACGUCGUGAUAGUUUAAGUCCUGAUAGCGCUUCGCGUGGUCGACGUGAUUCACGUUCACAUCUUUCUCCAGAUCGUAGUCAUGAACGUGAAACUAGUCCAAGACGUAGUAGACGUACAAGAAGACAAUCAUCAUCUGCUGGUCAUGGUGGAUCAAGAACACCAGAUUCAAGUAGUUGUUGUUCAUCACGUGAUCCAAGUCCAUGUGCAAGACCUCCACCAGAUAGAGGUGAAAAUAAUCGUGAAUCAUCUGGUCGACCAAGUGCCGUGCGAAGACAAUCAACUACAGAAGAAAUUUUAAUUGCACGCGGUUUUCGAAGACAAUCAACAACUGAAGAAAUGAUACGUUGUAGAAAUUUUCGUAGACAAAGUUCACAAAGUGAUGAUGUUUGCAGAUAUAGAGGACGAAGAGAUUCUUGUGCUCAAAUUAUUGAUGGUACUAUUGGUACAAUGACAAUUGAAACAACAAGUACUUUUUUUGAUUCAAGCACUCAAACAGGUAAGUCAUGUUGAUUUAUAUCAGAUCUUUUAUA